UCAGGAUAAUGAAAAACCAUUUUAAGGCUCACUGAAAUGGGAGAGGAAGCAGUGUCAUUCUACAAGAAGCUAUUGGGGACAGCAAAUCUAAACCGUCUUGCUCCCUUCGAUCCUACUAAAAAGAAGAAGAAGAAGAAGGUUGUUCUGCAGGAUCCUGUAGAUGAUUCUGCGGACAAGCUAGCUGAGACAGCUGAAUCAUUGUCAGUCUCUGAUGGACUUGAAAGCACUUUUACUGGCCUGAAAAAGAAGAAGAAGAAACCAGUAGAAACCAACAUAUUGAAUGAGGAAAUCGGAGAUGUGGCUGAUGAUUUGAAUGAUCAUCCUGGUGAAGAUGACGAAGGUGAAGUAGUUGCGCAGCAGCAGCACUAUCCCUGGGAAGGAAGUGAUCGUGAUUAUAUAUAUGAGGAGCUUCUUGGUCGGGUGUUUAACAUUCUGCGGGAGAAUAACCCAGAGCUUGCUGCAGAUAGGCGUAGAACUGUUAUGAGGCCUCCCCAAGUGCUUCGUGAGGGCACAAAGAAAACAGUUUUUGUGAACUUCAUGGAUCUUUGCAGGAUGUACGUUUAUAUCUUCUUUUUCCCCCAUAUUGUCUGCCUUGUUCUGCUUUUAAAGUAGUACUAUAACCUUGCAUUCUUUCGAGCAUCUUGUGUCUUGAUGUCCUUCAUACGGCACUUACAAUCCAAGAAGUGUCAUGUUUCCUGUAGUCCUGUUUGUUUUGAUUUCUUUCUUCAAAGGAUAUUUAAACCUUCUCCCCCUGUCUAACUAUUCCUUUUUGUCCUGUAAAACUUUUUAGCAUGCAUCGACAACCAGACCAUGUUAUGGCUUUCUUGCUUGCUGAGCUGGGGACUAGUGGUUCUCUUGAUGGACAACAAAGGUUGGUUGUGAAAGGCAGGUUUGCACCCAAGAAUUUUGAAUGGAUUUUGCGUCGUUAUAUCAGUGAUUAUGUGAUUUGCCCUGGUUGCAAAAGUCCAGACACAAUACUCAUGAAAGAGAAUCGUCUCUUCUUUCUCAGAUGUGAGAAGUGUGGCUCUGGACGAUCAGUUGCUCCAAUUAAAGCUGGUUUUGUUGCCCGUGUUGGCCGCAGGAAUACUGGCACAUGAGACUUUACUUUUUCUUGACCAUGUUGAGGAGCUUUUAGAUGAUCCCCUAUGUCUAAUAUAAUAUAAUUUGCCUUGAAAUUUUGAUUAGUGGUUAAUAUGGAUGUGAAAUAGGGAUAUGCAGUUUGAGGGGUGUCUGCAAUGGAUUUUUUUUUUUUUUAAAUUGAAUUGUUACAUAGAUUCAAUAUUCAGUUUAUCAAUUGU
This is a messenger RNA of Rubroshorea leprosula, 1298 nucleotides long. The record is from the annotation of a GenBank genome assembly. Lineage: Eukaryota; Viridiplantae; Streptophyta; Magnoliopsida; Malvales; Dipterocarpaceae.